GCUUAGGAUAUGAUUCAUUAUGGUAAAUCUCGCAGACACUACAGGGAUACCCCCUUGUUUAUCUUCUAAGCAUGAAAUUUCAUUAAAAUCCCCAAGGAUUAUAAAAGGGAGAUUAAGCGUAAGAGUAUAAGCAAUAAGUUCUGACCAGAAUUCGUUUUUAAACUCUUGUUUAGCUGGGGCAUACACAAAUAUGGCAACAUAUUUAAUACUAGAGGUAAGGUCAAAAAAUAAGGUGGACAGAAUAAACUUCAUAUACUAAAAAUAAAGAAAAAUAUAUUCCUUUUUUUCUAUCUUAAAUUAAAUUAAGAUUUAGUCUUCUAGAGAAGACUUUCUAAGUACUCUUUUUUUUUUUUUUUUUUUUUUGAGGGGACUUUCUAAGUACUUAUUUUGUCCUUUCUUUUCUUAAUUAAAGGCUUAAAAGAAAAAAAAAAAAAAAAAAACAGACAACACAAUACCUAGGUGAUGAUCACCAAAAAGAUUUGUAACGUAACGCUCCUGUGUCCUCUCCGCUCCAAAAAGCGGCUCUCGAAAUUUUCAAAAACCAGAAAUUUGGACAAUUUCACCCUUCGCAAUUCUUUCCUUAACUUAACUUAUCCAACCGUUACUAAAGCCUCAACUCAAAAGGGCUUUUCCGCCUUUCCACUUCUCUUUUUUCUAUCUCUCCUCAUUUCUCUCGUUUCUUCACAAAAUCAUUUCUACAAUUAAAACUCACAAAAAAGCUGCUGCUUUCUUCUUCUUCUAAUAAUAAUUCCUUCUUUACACUCUCACAGUAAUCGCCGCUAUUUUUCCAACAUUUCAUUUCCUUGAUUAAUUUGAGUACACUAAAUUGACGAAUUUGGCUAUUGAAAAAGAUUCAGCUUUUCAAGGUUUUUGUGGCAUCUUUUAUGAAAAAGUCCACAAAUGAAGAAAUUAUUCUUUUUCCGAUCUUCAACCGAUAAGGCAGUUGGCUCAGAGAACUCACCCAAUGGUGGAUUGAAUGAUCAAUUGAAGAAGAAAGAUGAUGGCAAUUCCAGAAGCCUUAGGAGCUUACCUUUUGAAAAUCAAAAAAGUUUGUCUAAAAAUCGUGAUGUAGAUACUGACUUUGGUCUAAGAAGGAGCCAUUCUUUCUCUUCAGCUGCCUUUCUUGGUAACACAAGGGAAAGAAACUUAUCUUGUCUGAGUGACCGGAGUAGCUCUCCUUCUUCUAGUAGCAGUAGUGUUAAAGCACAGCAGCAAAAUCAAUCAUAUUGGUGUCACACGCUUACUCCAGAGAGGCACGUGAAGACAAAACGAAUUCCUGCAGUUCCUCUUAGUAGUGAUUAUGGAGGACGCCGACCUGUUGUUGCUCAAUCUUUUCAAGCUUCUGGUGACCGUUCACGAAAUUCUUCACUUAGCUCUAGUGAACAGUCCAAUGAGGUUCUUGACCUUUACAUUGAUGGAGAACAACAUCAUCAAAGGGGGAGUCCAAGGAGCAAAGCAUAUUCAAAAAAUCACACUAGAGCUGGUGGUGGUAAAAAGCUGCCAAGAGGUCAUGGUACAGCACCUGGUUCUCCAACUGGUAGUAUCAAAGAUAAUCCUAGAACUCGCUCAUUUAGAGGGGCUAAAGAAGUAGAGUGCUAUAUUUCUUCCAGAGAUUGGGUUGAAACUGGAUUUAGACAUGAAUCUCCCAAGGAACUGGCAAAGCAUGUAAUUGAAAAGCUGUGUCAGUCUAAGAAUUACUCAAGAACAAAUAUAAAUGAUCAUGAUCCUGAUGUUCCCAUAACGAUUGAAGAUGUCUACAAUGGCUCCUUGAACAAAAAUUCAGCCUUACAGUCAAAUGACCCAUAUCAUACAGAGUUUCGGUCGAAUGGAGUUUAUACAUCAACAAAUGGGCAUCAGGCUGGGAAUUGUCUAUGCCUUGAGCAUGAUAGUAUUUUCAGUGAUGAAGCAGGUCAUGAGGAUGAGUUGGAUGGGGAGUUGAAAUCUAAAUUUAAGGAAUCCCAGGACAGGAUUUUGCUGCUCUCAGAAGAGCUCGAACAGGAGUCAUUUCUUCAAGAUGUUGAAUUUAAUGUGCCAGCAUUGGUUCAGAGAAUUAGAAACCUGACUGAGGAAAAGAUAAGCCUAGAACUUGAGGUUUCUGCUGUUUUGGAAAGUCAGCUUGCUGACCGGACUUCUCUAAGAGAACAACUUAGGUCAGCAAAAUUAGAAUUGGAUUUACGGAUACGAAGAUUGCAAGAGGAAAAGAAUGAGAUGCAGUCAGCAUUGGAGAAGGAGUUAGACAGAAGAUCGAGUGAUUGGUCAUUAAAGGCGGAGAAAUACAAGGCAGAAGAGCAGAGACUCAGGGAGCGAGUGAGGGAGCUUGCAGAGCAGAAUGUAUCCCUGCAAAGGGAAGUGUCUUCCUUCAGUGAAAUGGAAUCAGAGAAGAUGAACACGAUAACCUUCUCUGAGAAACAGAUUAAGGAUUUGACUGCUAUGCUAGAGUCUGCUAGAGGGGAGACUCAAGUUCUUCACGGAAGUUUUUGCGAAUUACAAGAUAAAUACAAGAUAACUGAAGAAGAAAGAACUUGCAUUCAAAGGAGUUACAGACAGAAAGAGGCGGAGUGCAAGGAAUUGCAGUCAUGCGUAGCCAGGUUAUUCAGAACCUGCAGUGAACAAGACAAGACAAUAGAUGGCUUGAGAGGGGAACUUGUGGAGUUGGUCCAGAAAAAACAUCUAAUGGAGAAUUCCGACAAGCAUGUUCAGAAGCUACGGAUGGAGCAAAUACGGUUGACAGGAGUUGAGCAGGCACUAAGAAGAGAGAUUGAUUCUUACAAGAAGGAAGUUGAUUCUCUUCGGCAUGAGAAUGUUCACCUGCUGGAACGCCUAAAAGCCUGUGGGAAAGGAGGUGGCUCAAUAACAUUCAAGCUAGACGAGGAACUAUCGUCCCGUCUUCUUUGCUUGCAAAAACAAGGUCUAUCGUUGCUUAAUGAGAGCACCCAUCUUUCUUCGAAGUUACUUGAAUCUAUCAAAAAAACAGGUCAAAAUCGAGGAAAGGAUGGCAAAGAACCAAACUCAAAUUGGUUCGACACCCAAUUUAUCAUUGAAUCUGAUGUGAAAGUUCAAGGAUUCAGGCAAGGAGUAGAAAGCCUGGCGAGAGGUUUGCAGAAUAUUUCUGUAGCGCUUCAUGAAAAGGCUGACUUUGUUGCUUCAGAAUUCCAGUCACAAAGUGUGGAUGAUGGCAGAUAUGGUUUGCCGAAUGAGUUGGAUUUACAGGAUUUGACCAGAUCUGAGCUCAAAGCUGAAACAUUAUUAACAAGACUGUUGCGUGAUAAACUAUUUUCCAAAGACCAAGAAGUUGAACAAUUGGAAGCUGAGUUGGCAACUGCAGCAAGGGGCAAUGAUAUUCUUAGAUGUGAAGUCCAAAACGCUCAUGACUCUCUCUCUUGUGCUACACACAAGAUGAAGGAGCUUGAACUCCAGAUGAUGAAAAAAGAAGACCGAAUUAAUCAGCUUCAGAACGAUCUUCAGGAGAGCGUAAAAGAAUUGACAAUCAUUAGAGGGAUACUGCCAAAAAUUACUGAAGAGAGAGAUGGAAUGUGGGAAGAAGUGAAGCGGCAUACGGAGAAGAACAUGCUACUGAACUCGGAGGUAAGCAUGCUCAAGAAGAAAAUGGAGGCACUUGAUGAGGACAUACUUCUUAAAGAAGGUCAGAUCUCAAUCCUGAAAGACACUCUGGGGAACAAGUCAUUUGACCUUCUGUCAAGUCCUGAUCGAACUCACGAGUUCUUGCUGGAACGAUGAUCAAGGUAGCGAGACCUAUGCUUGGAUGAUAGAUAGGUUAUCAAUGUCCAUAGUGUUUAUAGUCCUUUCAUUAUUCUCAUAUUUCUCGACUAAGGUUUUUUUCUUGGUGGCCAGUGAAAGGUUUUUUUUAGCAUCAACCUAUAGUUGAUUUAUCAUUCCUGAUAUACACAAGGCUUACAUACUUUGUCAUGGCUAGACAAGUAAAGAAGUCUUUCAAUGUUUAAAAGGGCUCCGAAUUCGUGAACAGCAAUAAUUUCUGUGAUACUAGCAUAUGGUGUUGCCAUUAGUACUUGAUUUAAUUCUUUGUUCUUUUUCCACACUGUAAUUUGUAUAUCUGAUUCUUAAAAUUAGUUUAUAAGAGAACCAGUCUUUCUCUGUCAGGUGACUUUUAGAUGAUACUGGUACAGAAAGGAGUAAUUUUUUGUGGUCAUUUUGCAUUUGUAGAAUGGUUUGUUAUUGAUUGAUGUGUGAUAUUUCGAAUAUGCGAUUCUGCGUUAAUCGGAUAAUAGAACUGGAAAUGUCCUGACUAGUGACUAACACAAGAAUUUACGACAAGACAAUUAAGUAUUUGGAAUUUAAUGGAUAUCGCAGUAAAUAAUUUACGAGAAGAUAAUAAAGUAUUCGGAGUUUAAUGGAUAUCACAGUUAACAGUUAACACAGUACACCUAUAAAUUGCAAAAGUAUUGGAUCCCUACCAGAGUACCAGUGCAAUACAAGAUCAGUAGGAGAAAAAGUAAUGCUUUCUUGAUGAGCAUAUUUUCAUCUAAAUCAUUGUUUCUCAACGAUAAUAUUACACUACAACUCAUCACAAAAGAUAAAUAUGGUAACUUGUACAUUACGGAAAAAGUUGCAGCAAACUAUUUUAUAAAACAGG
This is a messenger RNA of Beta vulgaris subsp. vulgaris (sugar beet), 4612 nucleotides long. RefSeq lists its product as uncharacterized. The transcript is spliced from 5 exons. NCBI's taxonomy places the organism in Eukaryota, Viridiplantae, Streptophyta, Magnoliopsida, Caryophyllales, Amaranthaceae. Bases 901 to 3738 code for a protein of 945 amino acids. The record is from RefSeq and is a predicted model, not a curated record.